AUGAUUGCAUAUUUCUUGUCUGUGCUUGAUUCUGACGAAGAAUUUCGGACCAGAAGGGCUCUCUUCAAGGGACUUUUGAUCGAGAAUCGUCAUGAAACAUUCGAAACAUUUUUUGCUCAAUUUCCUGUGAUCUACAUUGACUUUCUGAAUACCCCUGUAGAUAACAAUACUUGGAAUUCGAUGUAUAAAUGUCUACAGGAUCUUAUCUCGAGUGUUUAUCGCAGACACUCGUAUGUUUCUUCUAGUUUGAAUUCAGCUCGCCAAAUAGUCUUUCAACAAAUAAUAGAGUGUAACAGAGAUUUAUCUCGGAAAGAAUGGGAAGAUGCAUUAAAAGCGCUCUCUUGUUAUCUCUGCAAAUUUCAUGGUAAACCGAUAAUUGCGCUCGUUGAUAAUCUUGAGAUUCCAGUGCAAAUAUCCAUAGACAAAGGAUAUUUUACUGAAGCAAAUAGGUUUAUAAAAAACAUGUUCAGUGAGUUUUUAAAGGAAAACCCAUAUUUGGAUAAAGCAAUGGUGGCCAUUGUAGACACUAGCAACAAGAAGUUGGAUAAGAUUCUUCCUGCCAAUGCUUGGGAAUACUCACUGCCAUCAAGCGAUCGAGUGUUUCAAUAUGGGUUUGGUUUUACAGAAACUGAUCUGAUUACAUUAGCGAAAGUGUUUAAGGUUGUAGAUAUUGAUGACAUUAUGAAGAAAACUCUUCAAUGUAAAACAGGAGUAAAGCCUAAGAUAGCUCUGUACAAUCCACAGGCUGUAUGGAGAGAAUUGUAUUUACGACUCAAUAAUAUGUAA
This is a messenger RNA of Paraglomus brasilianum, 786 nucleotides long. The record is from the annotation of a GenBank genome assembly. Lineage: Eukaryota; Fungi; Glomeromycota; Glomeromycetes; Paraglomerales; Paraglomeraceae.